AUGCCUCAUAUUCAUCUUCCCCAGGAGGUCUACGGUGGAACGGGUGACAUCACAAGUGAUGACGAGAAAAUAGCCGACUACCGCGAUUGGCAAGGGGUUCUAAGAGACAGCGUGGCGAUAGCCAUGCGAUGUCUUGAACGACGGCCCAACGAGGGUCCUUAUCUUGUCGCUACCGGCGUAACUCCCCAGAUCUUUGAUGAAUGGUCAUAUAAUGAUUCCGCUUACAAAAUGCUCUAUGAUCAUGACUCCCAGUCGGUCUUUUCGUUCCGAGAUUCAACACCAUAG
Molecule: messenger RNA, 285 nt
Organism: Desarmillaria tabescens
Lineage: Eukaryota; Fungi; Basidiomycota; Agaricomycetes; Agaricales; Physalacriaceae
Exons: 2
Coding region: 1-285 (94 amino acids)
Source: RefSeq, a predicted model, not a curated record